This is a messenger RNA of Argiope bruennichi, 1107 nucleotides long. Its product is annotated as protein RER1-like. The record is from RefSeq and is a predicted model, not a curated record. Lineage: Eukaryota; Metazoa; Arthropoda; Arachnida; Araneae; Araneidae. The transcript is spliced from 7 exons. The coding region runs from base 206 to 784 and encodes 192 amino acids. Gene Ontology annotation, cellular component: Golgi membrane. Gene Ontology annotation, biological process: protein retention in ER lumen; retrograde vesicle-mediated transport, Golgi to endoplasmic reticulum.
UAUACGUAUGAUAUGUGGGCAAGAUUUAAAAGAAAUAGUUUACAAAUAAAUUUAACUGAACUUUCUAGUGAAGCGAUAUUUUAAUGAAUGUUAGAAUAUUGAAUUUAUACAUAUAAAAUGAGUGUAUAAAUAAACUUUAAUUCAAUACUGUGAUAUUUAUUUAGAUCUGCUUGAUUUCAGAUUCAUUCAUUUUCGUAUUUUCAUCAUGAUGCAAAGUGACGAUUCUGUGCGACCCAGGCCUUCAGUUUUCGCUUGCACUACCCAUAAAAUUUCACAAGUUUAUCAACAUAUUUUAGAUGUAUGGACACCUUAUACAAUUGCUCGCUGGAUUGGUUCAGGAAUAUUAUUGAUUAGCUUUUUAGCUAGAGUAUUCAUAUUGCAAGGUUGGUAUAUCAUAACUUAUGCAUUAGGAAUAUAUCAGUUAAAUCUCUUCCUGGCUUUUCUUACACCAAAAAUGGAUCCUGCAAUGUCUGAAGAUGAUGGUCCUUGCUUACCCACUCAAUCAAAUGAAGAAUUUAGACCUUUCAUCAGACGUCUGCCAGAAUUCAAAUUUUGGUAUUCCACUACAAAAGCAACAUUAUUGGCUCUUUUUUGCACAUUUUUCCAAAUGUUUAAUGUUCCGGUUUUUUGGCCCAUUCUCCUCUUGUAUUUCUUAACUUUGUUUGGAAUUACUAUGAAGAGACAGAUCAAACACAUGAUCAAAUAUCGUUAUUUACCCUGGACUCGAGGGAAGACCAAGUACAGAGGAAAGGAAGAUUCCGGAAAAGUUAUUCUAACAAAAUGAGCAAUUUUUCCUGUGAAGGGUUCUGUGAACUGCAAACUCUGAAGUGUAAAAAAAUUGCUCAUAUUCUGCUAUGACUUCCAGAAUCAUUUCUUUGAGCAGAUGUGCUUCAGAAAUCCCAUCACAGUCAAAACUUUAAAAAAGGAAAAUUAGAUUUAUUUCCAUGUUUUUGUUUUUUUUUCAUUUGCAGAGAGGUGCAGGGGAAAGUGUUGUACUGCAUAAUUUAUUUAAAAAAAAGAUAUUUUGUAAAAUCUUUUUUUCCUUUGUGCUGUAAAGCAGAUUUAUAUAGCAUUAUUUAUGGUCAUAUUAAAAGCAGAUUUCAUUUG